This is a messenger RNA of Pediculus humanus corporis (human body louse), 2646 nucleotides long. Its product is annotated as Coatomer subunit gamma-2, putative. Gene Ontology annotation, biological process: intra-Golgi vesicle-mediated transport; organelle transport along microtubule; protein secretion. The record is from RefSeq and is a predicted model, not a curated record. Bases 1 to 2646 code for a protein of 881 amino acids. The transcript is spliced from 17 exons. Gene Ontology annotation, molecular function: structural molecule activity. NCBI's taxonomy places the organism in Eukaryota, Metazoa, Arthropoda, Insecta, Psocodea, Pediculidae. Gene Ontology annotation, cellular component: Golgi membrane; COPI vesicle coat; endoplasmic reticulum-Golgi intermediate compartment.
AUGACAUUUAAAAGAGAAAAGAAAGAAGAAGAAGAUGGAGCGGGAAAUCCUUUUGCAAAUGUUGAAAAAACGGCGGUAUUACAGGAAGCUAGGAUGUUCAACGAAACGCCUAUUAAUCCGAGAAAAUGUACUCACACACUCACAAAGAUUUUAUACUUAUUAAAUCAGGGUGAACAAUUAGGUGUCACUGAAGCAACUGAAGCUUUUUUCGCUAUGACAAAAUUGUUUCAGUCAAAAGAUGUCAUACUUCGAAGGAUGGUAUAUCUUGGAAUUAAAGAAUUAUCUGGUAUUGCUGAAGAUGUUAUCAUUGUAACUUCUUCUCUUACCAAAGAUAUGACUGGUAAAGAAGAUUUAUACAGAGCUGCAGCCAUAAGAGCACUUUGCAGCAUCACUGAUGUUACAAUGCUUCAAGCUAUCGAAAGAUACAUGAAACAAGCGAUAGUUGAUAAAAAUACAGCUGUUAGUUCUGCUGCAUUGGUUAGCAGUUUGCAUUUAACUAAGGUUGCUGGUGAUGUCAUUAAGAGAUGGGUUAAUGAAGUUCAAGAAGCACUUAAUUCGGAUAAAAUUAUGGUUCAGUAUCAUGCAUUGGGUGUAUUAUAUCACAUUCGUAAAACAGAUAGGUUGGCUGUUACAAAACUUGUAGCAAAAUUAACUAAAAUGUUGUUGAGAUCUCCCUAUGCAGUUUGUAUGUUGAUAAGAAUUACAUGUAAACUUUUGGAAGAGGAAGACAGCACCAAUGAUUCUCCUCUAUUCGAUUUUAUUGAAUCUUGUUUAAGGCAUAAAAAUGAAAUGGUCAUUUACGAAGCUGCUCAUGCCAUUGUUAAUUUAAAAAGAACAACGGCUAGAGAACUUGCUCCAGCAGUUAGCGUUUUACAAUUAUUUUGCAACAGUUCAAAACCAACUUUAAGGUUUGCAGCUGUCAGAACAUUAAAUAAGGUUGCCAUGAUGCAUCCUGCUAUUGUUAUUGCAUGCAAUUUGGAUUUGGAAAAUUUGAUAACUGAUGCCAACAGGAGCAUAGCAACAUUGGCAAUAACAACACUUCUUAAAACAGGAGCAGAAUCAUCUGUCGAAAGAUUAAUGAAACAAAUAGCUUCUUUUGUCAGUGAAAUCAGCGAUGAAUUUAAAAUUGUUGUCGUUCAGGCUAUUAGAGCAUUGUGUUUGAAAUUUCCCAGAAAACACACGGUGCUCAUGAAUUUUCUGUCGGCCAUGUUGAGAGACGAAGGUGGUUUGGAAUACAAAGCAGCCAUUGUCGAUACUAUUAUUACCGUUAUCGAAGAUAAUCCGGAAGCUAAAGAAACUGGUUUGGCUCAUUUAUGUGAAUUUAUAGAAGAUUGCGAACACACAAGUUUAGCCGUUAGAAUCCUUCACUUACUGGGUAAAGAGGGACCACAAACGAAACAACCUUCAAGGUACAUUCGAUUUAUAUACAAUAGAGUUAUUUUGGAGAGUGCGUCGGUGAGAGCUGCUGCGGUGGCUGCAAUGGCACAAUUCGGAGCUUUAUGUCCCGAUCUAAGACCCAACAUUCAAGUUUUACUCGAACGAUGUCAAAUGGACACAGACGACGAGGUUAGAGAUAGAGCGACAUACUAUCACAGCAUUCUACAGUACGAUAACCCAUCGCUAACGAAUCGAUACAUUGUGGAAUCUCUUCAAGUCUCCGUUCCGGGUUUGGAAAAAGCAUUAAAUCAAUACGUUUUGGGUACGUGCGACGAACCGUUCGAUAUGUCAUCGGUUCCGUUGCCGGCGGAAGAAGACACGACGACCAAAAAUAAACAGGCAAACGAUACGAUGUUCGUACCACCCGUGGCUCCGAAAGUAGCAGUUUCGAGAGAAGAGUCGUUCGCUGAAAAAUUGGCAGAAAUAGAAGAAUUAAAAGAUAUUCCGGGUCCUUUGUACAAAUCCUCCGACAGCGUGGAACUCACGGAAUCCGAAACGGAAUACGUUAUCAAAUGCGUCAAACAUUCUUUUCUCAAUCAUUUGGUUCUUCAGUUUGACGUCCUCAACACGCUGAGCGAUCAAAUACUGGAGAACGUCAAAGUGGCGAUCGAACCUUCGGAGGGAUUCAAAAUAAUCAAAGAAGUUCUUAUACCCAAAUUGCCGUACGGAGAAACCGGACAUUGUUUCGUCGUCAUGGAGUAUCCGGAUGAUGUCAUCGCAUCAGUCGGAACUUUUGGCGCGACGUUAAAAUUCAUAGUCAAAGAUUGCGAUCCGACGACGGGAUUACCAGAUUCCGACGAAGGUUAUCAAGACGAAUAUUUGGUCGAAGAUGUCGAAGUCACGCUAGCGGAUCAAGUGCAAAAAGUAGCCAAAGCAAAUUUCGGUUUGGCAUGGGAAGAAGCGUCAUCGUCUUUUCACGAAUUGGAAGACACGUACGUUUUAUCGACGGUCAAAAGUUUAGAAGAAGCCGUCACGUCGAUUGUGACGUACCUGGGAAUGGGGGUAGCCGAUAAAAGCGACAAAGUUCCAGAGGGAAAAUCCUCGCACACGUUGUAUCUAGCAGGAGUUUUCAGAGGCGGAGAGCAAAUAUUGGUGAGAGCAAAAUUAGCCUUAUCCGAUGGAGUCACGAUGCAAUUAACCGUCAGAUCAACGAACGAAUCCGUCGCGGAAUUGGUCGCAAGUUUGAGCACUGAAGCGAAAGAUGUUUGA